UCUGGGUUAGUUUGUGAUUGGUUGUAUCUUUCAGGGGAAAUUGUUCUUGCCUGGGAUUUUGCACAGGAGUUUUAAUGGCAAGAAGACCUUUAUUUUCCUUGUUAAAACCAAACCAUUUUCACAUAAGAUAUAAUUCAAAUGAAGGUAUAAAAUAUCAUGGUUUUACGUAUUAUCCAAGGUUUCCAGAUGAGAAGGAUCCGCCAUACGAACCUACGAAGCUUCUUAUGGUGCAACGAGUGAAGCCAUUGAAAGGGAAUCCAUACUGGGACAAGAAAUUGCUGAAACAUUUUGGUUUGGAUGGAAAGCAAAGUGACAUUGCUGUCGUGAAAAACAUCCCUGAAGUUAAUGCCAUUCUAUGGAAGAUCAAACAUUUGGUGAAGAUUACACCCAUUCAGUGUCCCAAUGGCCUGCCAGAAGAAGGUGAUUAUGAAGGAACGUACUUGACAGAUUAUGGGGAAUUUAGAAUAUCCCCACGAUUGAAGAUUGAUCCAAAACAGAUUGAAGCUACAGAGGAAUUUGUGAAAGAUCCUAGAAAAUUUGAUGGAGAAACACUGCGUAAACUUUUGAGGCUUAAGUGGUUAAAUGGCUGGUAAUAUGUAACAUGAGAUUUGUUGACAGUGUGUAGUUACAUCUUAAAGUGCUGUAAUAAUAGUGUAUUUCCCACCUUAUAAAGCAGUGUAGAUGCAUGUGUGGGAUAUGCUAUAAGAUCACUUUAAACUGAAAAAAUAUUUUUUGUAUCAUUUUAAAUGAUGUAAAUUAAAAUGAAGUGUGCGCUACUGA
This is a messenger RNA of Zootermopsis nevadensis, 780 nucleotides long. RefSeq names its product mitochondrial ribosomal protein L30 (gene mRpL30). Gene Ontology annotation, molecular function: structural constituent of ribosome. NCBI's taxonomy places the organism in Eukaryota, Metazoa, Arthropoda, Insecta, Blattodea, Termopsidae. Gene Ontology annotation, cellular component: mitochondrion; large ribosomal subunit. The record is from RefSeq and is a predicted model, not a curated record. Gene Ontology annotation, biological process: translation.